Molecule: messenger RNA, 780 nt
Organism: Cutaneotrichosporon oleaginosum
Lineage: Eukaryota; Fungi; Basidiomycota; Tremellomycetes; Trichosporonales; Trichosporonaceae
Biological process (GO): protein phosphorylation; regulation of cytokinesis; mitotic spindle organization
Cellular component (GO): chromosome passenger complex; spindle microtubule; spindle pole centrosome
Molecular function (GO): ATP binding; protein kinase activity
Source: RefSeq, a predicted model, not a curated record
UGGAGCCUGCGCGACUUUGACAUCGGCAGGCCACUCGGCAAGGGCCACUUCGGCAAAGUGUACCUCGCGCGUCUCAAGUCGUCCGACUUCAUCGUCGCGCUCAAAGUCCUCGACCGGGCGGCGAUUAUGGCGAACGAGCGCGCCGAGACACAAGCGCGCCGGGAAAUUGAGGUGAUGCGCGCGCUGCGCCACCCCAACAUUGUACGGCUGUACGACUUCUUUGCGGAAGACGACCGCGUCGUCCUCAUGCUCGAGUAUGCGGCGCAGGGCGAGAUGUACCGGCAGCUCGCGAAGCGGGGGCGGUUCAGCGAGCGGCGGAGCGUGAAGUACAUCCGCCAGGUCGCGGACGGGCUCGCGUACCUCCACACGCAGAACAUCAUUCAUCGCGACAUCAAGCCUGAGAACCUGUUUAUCGGGCUUGGCGGCGAGCUCAAGAUCGGGGAUUUCGGCUGGAGCGUGCACUCGCCCACGGAGGGCCAGCGCACGCUGUGCGGCACGCUGAGCUAUGUCUCGCCCGAGAUGGUGCUCAACCAGCCACACGGCAAGGCUGUGGAUAUCUGGGCCCUCGGUGUGCUAUCGUACGAGCUUAUUGUUGGCGCCGAGCCGUUCGCGGCCGAUACGAGCACCGGUCCGCGCCUCGUUCAUCAGCGUAUCUGCCGCUGCGAUGUGCGGUUCCCUGCCUUCGUCUCCGAGGGCGCGCGGGACUUCAUCAUGAGCCUCUUGCAACUCAACCCCGCAGAUCGACUACCACUCGAGCGUGUGCCCGAGCACCAGUGGAUC